Messenger RNA from Rhineura floridana, 540 nucleotides. Its product is annotated as ER membrane protein complex subunit 6-like. Gene Ontology annotation, cellular component: EMC complex; endoplasmic reticulum; membrane. The transcript has a single exon. Lineage: Eukaryota; Metazoa; Chordata; Lepidosauria; Squamata; Rhineuridae. Gene Ontology annotation, biological process: protein folding in endoplasmic reticulum; autophagosome assembly. The record is from RefSeq and is a predicted model, not a curated record. The coding region runs from base 124 to 456 and encodes 110 amino acids.
UUCCCAGCAUCCUUUCUGUUUCAAGAUGGCGGCAGUGACCUGCUUCCAGUAAAGCCGAUCAAGGAGAAAGUGUAAUCGGGCAGCACUGGAAGAGAACGGCUCCCCAGGAUCAGAAUCGGAGCCAUGGCUGCCGUAGUGGCCAAACGGGAAGGCCCUCAGUUCAUCAGCGAGGCGGCCGUCCGAGGGAAUGCCGCCAUUCUGGAUUAUUGCCGGACGUCGGUCUCCGCCCUCUUGGGAGUGACUGCCGGGAUUCUUGGCUUGACCAGCCUGCACGGAUUCAUCUUCUAUUUCCUAGCCUCCAUCCUCCUCUCUGUCCUGCUGGUGUUAAAAGCCAGGCGGUGGUGGAGCAAGUACUUUAAGUCCCGGCGGCCCCUUUUCACUGGAGGGCUGAUUGGGGAUCUCUUCACAUACAUCCUCUUCUGGACUUUCCUCUACGGCAUGGUGCACGUUUACUAGGGCCUGGGGAGUCUGAGUCGGAACAGUUCUAACGGAGCCGCAGGACUCUUGGCCAAACAAUUGUGUCGUCUCUGAGGCUGUGUA